AAAUUCUGUAGAUCCGAUAUCACCAGCUCUGAACUUGGAGCCUUUCUACUUCUUUGGUUUUUCUAAUUUCUUGCCAACUUGUUAUAUCCAUGGCUUCCAAAUAUUCCUCCCCUUUGAAUAAGUUCAAAUUCUUCUUAGGGUGGUUUUUACUUCUUACAAAUAUGGCCUCUGCCCAAUUGUCCUCUAACUUUUAUGCAACGACAUGCCCUAGAGCACUUGCCACCAUUAAAUCAGCAGUGGACUCUGCUGUCUCGAAAGAGGCUCGCAUGGGGGCUUCCUUGCUCCGCCUUCAUUUCCACGAUUGCUUUGUCAAUGGAUGCGAUGCAUCCAUACUAUUGGAUGACACGGCAAAUAUCACAGGAGAAAAAACAGCUGGUCCAAACAACAAUUCAGUGAGGGGAUAUGAAGUAAUUGAUACCAUCAAGUCUCAAUUGGAGAGUUUGUGCCCUGGUGUAGUUUCUUGUGCUGAUAUUGUAGCAGUUGCGGCUCGUGACUCUGUUGUUGCUCUUGGAGGACCUAGUUGGUCAGUUCUUUUGGGAAGAAGAGAUUCAACCACAGCAAGCUUGAAUGCUGCUAAUUCCAACAUCCCUGCUCCAACUUUGAGUCUCAGUGGCCUUAUCAGUGCCUUCUCAAACAAAGGUUUCACUGCUAAAGAAAUGGUAGCCCUCUCAGGAUCUCACACAAUCGGGCAAGCUAGGUGCACAACCUUCCGGUCAAGAAUCUACAAUGAGACCACGAUUGACCCCUCCUUUGCAACUUCGCUAAGAGCAAACUGUCCAAGCACAGGGGGGGACAACAACCUUUCCCCCCUGGACACCACAAGCCCGACAUCAUUCGACAAUGCAUAUUACAAGAAUUUGCAGAGCCAGAAAGGACUGUUACACUCUGACCAGCAACUCUUUAGUGGGGGUUCAACAGACUCUCAGGUUAAUGCCUACAGCUCCAACUUGGGAUCGUUUAGGACAGAUUUUGCCAAUGCAAUGAUCAAGAUGGGAAACCUUAGCCCACUCACUGGAACAAGCGGCCAAAUCAGGACGAAUUGUAGGAAAGUCAAUUGAGUCUUUUGUUAAUUCCCAUUUUGUGGUUUUGAACACACUAUUAUUUGGAAUAAUAAAUGCAUUAAUGAGUGUUGUUCUUGUUAUAAUUGUAAUUUCAGGUGUAAUCUGACUCUUUUGUUUUGGCGAAUUUUAUAUGUUUGUUUCUA
This is a messenger RNA of Theobroma cacao (cacao), 1204 nucleotides long. Its product is annotated as cationic peroxidase 1-like. Gene Ontology annotation, biological process: response to oxidative stress; hydrogen peroxide catabolic process. The record is from RefSeq and is a predicted model, not a curated record. Gene Ontology annotation, molecular function: heme binding; peroxidase activity. NCBI's taxonomy places the organism in Eukaryota, Viridiplantae, Streptophyta, Magnoliopsida, Malvales, Malvaceae.